GUAAUUCUACAUUUGAAGAUCGUGAAAUGUUUUGUGAAAUUCAUUAUAUGGAAACUUCUAUAGUAUCUGAUGGUAUUCAAAAAGGCUACCCAAUGGAAAUUAACUUUGCAUUAUUAAACUCCUGUAUUGUUCAAAUGAAAGAUGAACUUUUAAAUAUUAUUAAUAGAAAAACAAAAAGUUAUUAUCAUGACUUCACUUUUAGAGUUUGUAAUGAAAUUGGACAAAGAAAAGCAAAUAAUUCUAUAACAAUAAUAGCUUAUCCCAAAAGUCAAGUAGACUAUUUACUAGAAGUUUUAGUUCCAGAAACUGCAUUGCAUUUAAUUUCUCAAGACAGAGUUAAUAUUGAACUUAAAAAUGCAAAAAAAAUUAUGAAAGAUAGUAGUGCUUUUG
This is a messenger RNA of Cetraspora pellucida, 390 nucleotides long. The record is from the annotation of a GenBank genome assembly. NCBI's taxonomy places the organism in Eukaryota, Fungi, Glomeromycota, Glomeromycetes, Diversisporales, Gigasporaceae.